CAUUUAUUGUUUAAGUUUGUUAUGACAACGGUUUGUGUAUCAAAUGGCUCUCACAUUGCACACGGAUGUUGGUGAUAUGAAAAUUGAAUUAUUUUGUGAAGCUUGUCCAAAAACUUGUGAGAACUUCCUAGCCUUAUGUGCUAGUGAUUAUUACAAUGGAUGUAUUUUUCAUCGAAACAUAAAAGGAUUCAUCGUACAAACUGGAGAUCCUACAAAUGCUGGGAAAGGUGGUAACUCAAUAUGGGGGAAGAAAUUCAAAGAUGAAUUCAAAGAAAAUCUUAAGCAUUCCACAAGAGGUAUGUUGUCAAUGGCAAAUAAUGGCCCAAAUACUAAUGGAAGUCAAUUUUUCUUCACUUAUGCAGCACAGCCCCACUUGGACCUAAAAUACACUAUUUUUGGAAAGAUAAUAGAUGGUUUUGAAGUCCUGGAUGAAUUAGAAAAACUACAAGUUAAUCCAAAAACUUUCCGACCGCUUGUAGAUAAGAAAAUUAAUAGUGUAACAAUCCAUGCAAACCCUAUCGCAAAUUGAUAAAAUUAAAUAGUUGCUUCUAGUUUAAUAUCUUUGUGAUCCAUUUUUCAAAUUUGUAAAC
Molecule: messenger RNA, 590 nt
Organism: Nezara viridula (southern green stink bug)
Lineage: Eukaryota; Metazoa; Arthropoda; Insecta; Hemiptera; Pentatomidae
Source: the annotation of a GenBank genome assembly